UUUUGUUGUGAUUUUCCUCGGCCGGUCGGAAAAGACACGUUUUUCCCAUUUUCACCGAUAUAAACAAAUGCUAUUUUUACCCGAUCCACCAAACAAGAGAGACGACCUAAGUGCGGCGGUGAAAUUCUUUGUUUCCCGUUUUUGAAUGCGUGCAGAUCGGUGUGUUAAUGUGGAUGUUGGCCAAAAACAAGGCGGCGGCCAAUUAAAGAGGCAGCAGAAGAGGAAGCACAAGAUUUAUUGGGCAGUUGUGGCCAAGAUUCUUGUAAGUUAAACACGAAGCCAUUUGUACCAGGAACAGGACAUAUCCAAUAUCAUAAUCCGAGUACUCGAACGGGAUCCAAGCAUUCCUAUCUCAACCCGGAAACUUCAAUCUGUAGACUAAUUGCCAAGAAUUCGAGGUUUACCGGGGUCAACCGAUGUAAACAACUGACCGGAUCUGAUUAACUUGCAGUAGAUGCGGGCACAAUUAAUUUGCACAACAAUGGACUGAUGCAAACAGUUGUUAGCCGAUGUCUGCCAAAAAAAAAACGAAAGCAAAAGGAAGGGCAACAUUAGCAGAAUUGCUAGAGCAGCAGCAACAAUUGCAAGACCUGUAGCAAAUAUUGCUAGUACAAUAGCAACAAUUACAAGAAAAUCAGCAACAACAGCAGCAUGCCACUGUGGCAGCCCGGCCAUAUCAACAUUUCGGCUAGAGUUGAGCAAUUUGCUAGUGCUGCUGCCGUUGCGUAUACGUAAUAUUAAAAAUAGGCUAUCGCCCAGGCUGCAGGAUGAACAAGCGCAGCGUCAUUAUCGCGGGAAUCGUGGCCAGCCUUUUGGGUUUGGUGCUCGGUGCCAAUUUCUACUUCAUGUACUACCUGAGCGCCGAGGAGGGUCAUCUAGCAAGCGUUCGGGCUCUGGAGAACAUGAUCCGCCAUAAGAUGCGCCACCUGAAACCCAACUACCUCAAUCGCAAUCCACGGUUCUUCAUGUUCCGCAACAAGCUGCUAAAAAACUACAAGGCGGCGAGCUACGAAAACGCCAGCGUUCUUUGGGACAUUGCGAAUUGGUGGCCACAUGAAAACGAGGUGUAUCCGUUAUACGACUCCUCGAUGGGACAGCUUUUGGAAACAUUGCGCCGCGAACCGAUUACCAGGGUAAGCAACCUGGGACGCGGAACCCAGCUGAAGCUGCUUAUGCGCCUGUCCAACCAACAAAAAGUGAUCUUCAAGCCUCAGUGGUAUCCGCGGGACGAGGUCAUUGAGGGCACGGUGUACAGCGGAAAGGAUCGACAUACAGCGGAAGUAUAUGCCUUCUAUUUGGGCGCCGUGCUUGACUUUCGAUGGACACCCAUUGUUGUGGGUCGAGUAGUGAAUUUAAAAAGGGAGAUCUAUGCCAAUGGUGAUCAGGAGCUCCAGCAAACCAUAAACAUCGAAACGGAUGAGGAUGGCAAGGAAAAGUACUGCUUGUUCGGAAAAUGCCAUUACUGCAACGAAGAAGAGACUGUCUGCGGUGAUGAGAGGCACAAUAUUGAAGGUGUACUCAUCUAUAUUAUUCCGGGAACAAUGGCAAAGAGGCGAUCACCAUGGCAGCGCACCUACAAGGAGGACAAGAGGGCGCCCUGGGAGGAUGACAUGACAUAUUGCAAGUCGUUGAAAAAUAAAAUGGAGACAAUGCGCCUUCUGGAUCUUAUAGAUGCUGCCAUUUUUGAUUACCUAAUUCAGAAUGGGGAUCGUCAUCACUAUGAGACGCGGGAGGAGCGUGUAGUUCUCAUCGAUAAUGGCAAGUCAUUUGGAAAUCCGAACAAGGACCACUUGGAUAUCUUGGCGCCACUCUACCAAUGCUGCCUCCUGCGAAAGUCAACAUGGGAUCGCCUGCAGGUCUUCUCCGGAGGUGUGCUCACGGAAAUCGUUGAUCGGCUGUCCAAACAGGAUGCUCUCUAUCCACUUAUCACUGACAAACACAAAAAAGGAGUGGAGCGUCGUCUUCUAGUAGUCUAUGCUGUUGUUGAGCACUGUAUGGACAUCGAGGGCGAUAAGAUGUUCAAAACUCUGUAGUUCAAGCUUUACAUUAAGGCUAAUAUGGUUGUUGAUUCAAAAUGAGCCAUCGUUAGAGCUAACGGAAAUAACUUUCCAAAUCCUACUUAAGAACUUAGCUAAAAUUAGCUAGAAACUUAUCAAAUAAUUUUAGUCAAUGUUUUCCCUCGACGGCUGUCUAUAUUCUCCUCAAAAACAUUUUUUUUUAAUAACUGUUUCCCAAAAAUAUAUAUAAAAAAGAAAUUAA
Drosophila eugracilis is the source of this 2259-nucleotide messenger RNA. RefSeq names its product glycosaminoglycan xylosylkinase homolog. Gene Ontology annotation, cellular component: Golgi apparatus. Gene Ontology annotation, molecular function: phosphotransferase activity, alcohol group as acceptor. Gene Ontology annotation, biological process: protein phosphorylation. The transcript is spliced from 6 exons. The record is from RefSeq and is a predicted model, not a curated record. Bases 768 to 2033 code for a protein of 421 amino acids. NCBI's taxonomy places the organism in Eukaryota, Metazoa, Arthropoda, Insecta, Diptera, Drosophilidae.